AUGACCCGCUGGGAAAAGCUUGGCGCCGCCGAUGCCUGGAGUGAUAUAAUUGCGGAUUGGAAGGACUACCGAGACAAGUUUGAUAAAGACAUCAGUGAUCGGUUCUCCUCACAGAUUUUAUACUUCCUUGGCAACUCCGAUGGGGCAAAAUGCCAUCGUAUUGAAGAGGACUCUAAUUGCGUGCAGACUCGAAGCUACUCGGAAUUCGAGGUUGAGACGAAUAAUAAGACAGGUGCUACGGCUGUGCUCAUCUGGAACUCUAUUGUCGCGAUUCAUCAGGUAAUCACUAUCUCUAACCCCCCGCGCAGUCUGAUCGCCUUGGGUGUGCUAACAGUUGGCGGGAAAUUCUUCGAUGAUGUGCUGGCGGGAAUACCUGCGAUGGCCGCUAAGACCGACGCCUCGAGAGAUCACCAUAAGUCGGCCUUGAACGCCAUCCUUACCAGUCCUAUCACGAUUACAACGAAUCUGAAGGGCGAUUCGGACGUAGAUGACUGGACACCCGAAAAGCAAGCCGAGUUCUCUAAGUACAUGGGUCAGAGUCUUAAAGCUUGGGAACUCACCACCAUGAUAGCGGACGGACGCCUGCUCGACGGUAUUCCGGAAGACAUCCCCUAUCCGAAGAAGAUAAAGCGUAAGGAUAAGGGGAUCGAAGCGUUAGAUGCUUAG
Molecule: messenger RNA, 666 nt
Organism: Penicillium samsonianum
Lineage: Eukaryota; Fungi; Ascomycota; Eurotiomycetes; Eurotiales; Aspergillaceae
Exons: 5
Coding region: 1-666 (221 amino acids)
Source: RefSeq, a predicted model, not a curated record